CUCCCACUCCGCGUCUGCUCAGACAGGCAAAGGGGUUCUGAGAAACGUCAGGCGGAAGAGCAGAAAGCCGAGAAAGGAGCCGGUGCCUUCUCUGGCUUUCUCAGAAAAAAGGAACUACAGCAGCCGCGAGGACUCAGCUGUCUUUGAAAAACGCAGCCCGAGCAGAACGAACCCAAGUCCUGCUAUUUUGCUCGGUUUUAUCCCUUUUUUUUAAACCUUCGGUUUGAGCUAAGAAAAAGGACCGUAUAUCCUGCGCCUGAAAACAAGCGAAGAUGAACUCGCAGACAACCAGCUGUUUGAUCUUGGCUUUUGCUGUCCUUCAGUUAGUAAACAGGGGGUUUUCUUCUUCCUGCCCAGCCACUUGUGAAUGUCCUCUGGAGGUUCCCAGAUGUGCUCCAGGAGUUGGUCUGGUUCUGGAUGGUUGCGGAUGCUGUAAAGUCUGUGCUAAACAGCUCAAUGAGGACUGUAGCAAGACACAGCCUUGCGAUCACACCAAGGGGCUGGAAUGCAACUUUGGCGCCAGUUCCACAGCUCCGAAGGGGAUCUGCAGAGCACGGUCAGAAGGAAGACCCUGUGAAUACAACUCCAAAAUUUAUCAGAAUGGAGAAAGUUUUCAGCCCAACUGCAAACACCAGUGUACAUGCAUUGAUGGAGCUGUUGGCUGUAUCCCACUGUGCCCACAAGAACUCUCCCUUCCAAAUUUGGGCUGUCCUAACCCAAGACUAGUGAAAGUCCCUGGCCAGUGCUGUGAGGAAUGGGUCUGUGAUGAUUCCAAAGAUACCUUGGAAGAGCUGGAAGGAUUCUUUGGCAAAGAUGUGGAUGCUUCCGAAGGAGAAUUGACCAGAACCAAUGAAUUAAUAUCCAUUGUAAAAGGAAAACUGAAAAUGUUACCUGUCUUUGAAACUGAGAUUCGCAGCCACUCAUUUGAGAAUCCAAAAUGCAUUGUUCAAACAACUUCAUGGUCUCAGUGUUCAAAGACCUGUGGAACUGGGGUCUCUACUCGAGUCACAAAUGAUAAUCCUGACUGUAGACUAGUUAAAGAGACCAGGAUAUGUGAAGUGAGACCAUGUGGGCAGCCUAGUUACGACUCCUUGAAGAAGGGAAAGAAAUGCACAAAGACCAAAAAGUCCCAAACUCCAGUCAAGUUCACUUAUGCAGGAUGCUCUAGUGUGAAGAAGUACCGCCCCAAGUACUGUGGCUCAUGUGUGGAUGGCCGAUGCUGCACUCCUCAACAGACCAGGACUGUCAAGGUCCGGUUCCACUGUGAUGAUGGAGAGACCUUCACUAAGAAUGCCAUGAUGAUCCAAUCUUGCAGAUGCAGCUAUAAUUGCCCCUAUGGAAACGAGGCGUACCCUAAUUACCAGCUAUUCAAUGACAUCCACAAAUUUAGGGACUAAGUUGUGAUGUGUGCAGGCUUGAGGAGGCGGCUUGUAAUUAAUAUAUGGCUUGUUUUUGAAGUACCAGUGGAAAAAAUGAACUCUUAUCGAAGUGAUGCCUUUACCCAGCAGAGGGCAACACAGACACAAGAAUGCACUGUGUGACUGGAUACUAUUGCAACAGUUUCAGCAUACUUAAAGCUUCAUAGUACUGGAGCAGACUUAUUGCUUCAAUUUGGAGCACUCUUAUGAUUACUGAUUUCUGUUUGUAUCUAUCCGUUUAUACAAAGUUUUUUCUGUUUUGGCAGUGAAAACCUUCUGUUUUUACUGUUUAACAUAUUUUUGUUAUUUCAAAAUCAUGUUGGAAGUUACUCUCUCUUUCCCAAGGUGGGCACUUUUGGAGUUCCCAUCUAUGGCAGCUAUAAGUACCAGCUACAUAUUUCAUAUCUACAAACAGAAAUUGGUUGUUUUUAAAGCUGAAUAUUUUAUUUAUCAAAAUGUAGCUUUGUUUUUGGAGGAAAAAAAACUUAAUACUGGAAUAAGUUGUAAAUAAUUUAAUUUUAUAUUCAAUGAAUUAAGAAAAUUUAUUUAUAGAAUUAAUCAUUUAAUAAAGAAAUAUUUACCUAA
Candoia aspera is the source of this 2003-nucleotide messenger RNA. It is a transcript of the gene CCN1, whose product is annotated as cellular communication network factor 1. Gene Ontology annotation, molecular function: integrin binding; heparin binding. The record is from RefSeq and is a predicted model, not a curated record. Gene Ontology annotation, biological process: cell adhesion; signal transduction. The transcript is spliced from 5 exons. NCBI's taxonomy places the organism in Eukaryota, Metazoa, Chordata, Lepidosauria, Squamata, Candoiidae. The coding region runs from base 273 to 1397 and encodes 374 amino acids. Gene Ontology annotation, cellular component: extracellular region; extracellular matrix.